This is a messenger RNA of Dicrocoelium dendriticum, 788 nucleotides long. The record is from the annotation of a GenBank genome assembly. Lineage: Eukaryota; Metazoa; Platyhelminthes; Trematoda; Plagiorchiida; Dicrocoeliidae.
UGUGAAUACCUUCUGUGGUUCAGUACAGGGAUUCCCUUCAGUGAUAUGCCAUACACAAGUCGUUAGCAAAGAGGAUGAAUUGAAGGACUGAAAAACAAAAUGUUUAUAACAAGGCCGCCUGUGGAGAAAUUCAAAGGGAAGGUUAACCCAAGGGAGGAGUUUUCUCAAAUCGAUAUUAUUCUGAUCGUCGCUUUCCUCUUUCUGACUGCCUUCAGCAUAUUGCAAGUGGUUUUCGCUCACUUGCCAGAUUUGGCAGCAACAACCAAUGUCACGACAACUUCAGAAAUGUCCAGCCAAAUGAACAAGGUGCCUGUUUCUGUGGUCACAAUCCUCGCCCUGAUUGUGAUGUUCUCUGCUUUCAUCCUUCGAAUUGUGCUGUUGUUCAGGUGCGCGCACAGGCAUCGGAAGCUGAGUGUGGCCGUGAUGUUGCUGAACUAUACAAGCCUCAUUCUCUACAUUGUCGCCGCUGCCCUGGCGCAUGAUACCAACCCACAUCGAGGCUCAUGGUUCAUGGCCGCCGCGGCGGUCACCUUGCUGGCAGUCCUGACGGCAGUUUUCAACUUCAUCAGUACCAUGAAAGCAAUGAAACAAGUUUAAACUAUCUACAUCUUACCAACAGCGCCAUAUUACUUAGAAACUUUUGCCACUGUGGCAGUGUGUUUGUCUCCUUUUCCCUGAACUAUAUUCACUCUAUUUGUGCCUAUAAUUCACCUCAUUGUACUCGGCUAACAAUCUCGUUGAGCUGCAGUGCGACGCGGAAAUUUUUCAGUAUAAUAGGUGUAUUUUCU